AUGACCAACAGCACCGUUCGAAUAAGAAGCAGUGCUGGCUCAUCCAGAAAACCAUUUCAACUCAGCAUUCACAAUGGCGAGUUGGCGCAGCUUCAAGCGUGGGUCCUUCUUCACGAGAACAUCGAAACUGGCGGGGACCUUUUUGGUCUGUGGUCAACAGACAACACUGCCGUUGUGCAUCUCGUUCUUGGACCUGGAGAACACAGCAGACGUACUACAACAUCGUUUUUUCAAGACACAGAGUAUCUUGGGAAUAAGGGUCGCCAACUUACACAGGAAUACGGUCUUUGUCAUAUUGGGGAGUGGCACUCUCAUCACACUUUGGGUCUGGCAAGACCCAGUGCGGGAGACGAAAGCACGGUAUGGCGUCAUAUGCCUAGCAACGGGUUUAGGCGUUUUAUUGUAUGCAUUGCCAACAUCGACCGUGGCGAGAGCAGCAGAAGUCACGCCUACCGUCCAAGUAUUGGACGAGAGAACUGUGUAGGUCUGGGCUGCUUCCUGUUUGAGGUGAAGGAUACCGUCACUUGGGAACGGUGCGACAUGUUGCAGGGCUCGUUUAAGGUAAUUGAUGGUCAAAGCUCAUACAGAAAGUCGCGAGCACUCCAUCAGACGAUAAGCAUAGGCGCUGAAAGUGUUCACUCUCCACAUGAAGUCAACGUCAAAGAACAGAUGUCAAUAUCGCGCGGCUGGGACGUCACAAAGACGGGAAACAACAUAGUUCUAUAUAGCAAAUCACGAUCCACUUCACUCAAUUAUGAUCAUCACACAGCAAUUAAUCGAAGUUUUCGUGAUCUCACUAGCGUUUCAAAGUCUGGUAUCGCACCUGUUAGCGACACCAGUAGUAGGACUGGAACUCCUAGCCAAACAAUUCGAACUUCGCAUGGCGGUGGAGGCAGAAGUCUAGCAACUGUCGAGAGCGCAAAGCCCACUUCAAGAAUGAGGCCCCAAACCCCAAGUGGGACGAGCAGCAGAGCACUCCGAGGUUCCGGGAGUAACCGUCAGGCUGUUACAAGCAUAAGAGAAACACUGAAAACUGUAGGUGCACCAUUGUGGGACGUAAUUUUACCCUCUCACCAGUCGCUUCUUGAGAAUCUGGCUCAUGAUCUCACUGGACAAUUGAUCAAAGAACUUGAAGCUGUCACUAUUCACUUCAAAGUAUGCGUACCAAGCAAGUGCGAUCUCGCGUGUAGACUCAUCUGUCACGACGACAAAGGACAUACAUUGAAAUUGUACACUAGUGGGCUAGCUACCACUCCUUCUUUUACCAUUGACCUGAACAGCAGACACAGAACUAGCCUAGUAGCUAGCACAAUUGUUGAAAGAGUACAGAAGAUCGUUGCAGGUGUAACAGAAAAGAUGCCCGCGAGAAAUCAAGUCAUUUCAGCAGCUGUACGAAGCCAGUACUCUCGAAAUGAUAGAAUCCAAAAUACUUCCAGAUAUUCAAAAUAUGACACCACAACCCGAAUGAGGACCAAUUCCCGGUAUGGCUGUUCAAAUUAUAUCAGAAGAGGCAGAAACAGCUAGUACCAAGUAGACUUGGAGAGUAACCUUCGAUGGAACAAAUACACGAGUAGAGUUGGUCCGUAAUAUUAUAAAACAAAAAAAUAAUGUAACUUAUGUUUCAGCUUUUUGAGGUGCUGUAGGAACUAGCUAAAGGGACUUGCAAUUAGCUCACAAUGAUGUGUUCACUGAUUAUAUACUUUACUGCAAUUACAAAUAUUGGUAUACCAGCAUUCAGGCGGCAUUGCUGUGUGUGUGUGUGUGUGUGUGUGUGUGUGUGUGUGUG
Messenger RNA from Corticium candelabrum, 1786 nucleotides. RefSeq lists its product as uncharacterized. The record is from RefSeq and is a predicted model, not a curated record. The coding region runs from base 1 to 1524 and encodes 507 amino acids. NCBI's taxonomy places the organism in Eukaryota, Metazoa, Porifera, Homoscleromorpha, Homosclerophorida, Plakinidae. The transcript has a single exon.